Messenger RNA from Glycine soja, 2350 nucleotides. Its product is annotated as acetate/butyrate--CoA ligase AAE7, peroxisomal-like. The record is from RefSeq and is a predicted model, not a curated record. Bases 151 to 1860 code for a protein of 569 amino acids. The transcript is spliced from 3 exons. Lineage: Eukaryota; Viridiplantae; Streptophyta; Magnoliopsida; Fabales; Fabaceae.
UUUAUAGAAAAAACUGACACCUAAGUUAGAAGUGAGUAUAUAAGGAAGUCAUUGAGAAAGUAGAAUGCGCCACUCAUUCAUUUUGUUUGUUUUUGCGAGCGUAAGGUUGAGGUGUGGAGAAAGCGCGAAAGGGUGGGUGGUGAAGAAGAGAUGAUGGUGAGAGCACGGCCAAGGGACAUAGAUCACUUGCCCAAGAACGCCGCCAACUACACAGCGUUAACGCCGUUGUGGUUUCUAGAAAGAGCUGCUACGGUGCACCCCACCAGAAACUCCCUCAUCCAUGGAUCUCGUCACUACACGUGGCAGCAGACUUAUCACCGUUGCCGUCGAUUCGCGUCCGCUCUUUCUAACCAUUCCAUCGGUCUCGGAAACACUGUUGCUGUAAUUGCACCCAAUAUUCCAGCUGUUUAUGAAGCUCACUUUGGGAUUCCAAUGGCUGGGGCUGUGUUGAACCCUCUUAAUAUUAGGCUAAAUGCAUCCACAAUAGCUUUUCUUCUUGGUCAUUGCACAGCUGCAGCAGUAAUAGUUGACCAAGAGUUCUUUUCUUUAGCAGAAGAAGCUUUGAAAAUAUGGUCUGAGAAGGCCAAAACCUUCAGCCCUCCACUUUUAAUAGUCAUUGGUGAUGAAAAUUGCGACCCUAAGGCACUUAAAUAUGCUCUGGGCAAAGGAGCCGUUGAUUAUGAGGAUUUUCUCCAGAGUGGAGAUCCAGAAUAUGCAUGGAAACCCCCAGAGGAUGAGUGGCAGAGCAUUUCAUUGGGUUACACAUCCGGUACCACUGCUAGUCCGAAGGGUGUGGUUUUACAUCACCGUGGAGCCUAUCUCAUGUCUCUGAGUGGAGCUCUUAUUUGGGGAAUGACUGAAGGAGCUGUGUAUCUUUGGACACUUCCCAUGUUUCAUUGCAAUGGUUGGUGUUACACUUGGACACUUGCAGCUCUGUGUGGUACAAACAUAUGCCUUCGGCAGGUAACACCGAAGGCAGUAUAUGAAGCCAUUGCCAAGUAUAAAGUGAGUCAUUUUUGUGCAGCACCAGUGGUUCUUAACACAAUAGUUAAUGCCCCAGCCGAGGACACCAUUCUUCCUCUACCCCAUGUUGUGCAUGUGAAUACAGCUGGGGCUGCUCCUCCUCCUUCUGUUCUUUCCGGCAUGUCUGAACGAGGAUUUCGUGUCACACACACUUAUGGUCUCUCAGAAACCUAUGGCCCCUCCGUCUAUUGUGCCUGGAAACCAGAAUGGGAAUCACUUCCCCCUGAAAACCGAGCCCGGCUCAAUGCAAGACAAGGUGUUAGGUACGUUGGCUUGGAAGGCCUGGAUGUGGUGAACACAAAAACCAUGGAACCUGUUCCUGCUGAUGGUAAAACUGUUGGUGAGAUUGUGAUGCGGGGUAAUUCUGUGAUGAAAGGCUACUUAAAGAACCCUAAAGCUAACGAGGAGACCUUUGCAAAUGGAUGGUUUCAUUCCGGGGAUCUUGCUGUGAAGCAUCCAGAUGGGUAUAUAGAAAUUAAAGACAGAUCAAAGGACAUCAUAAUCUCUGGUGCUGAAAACAUCAGCAGUGUAGAGAUAGAGAAUACUCUUUACUCGCACCCUGCAAUACUGGAAGCAGCAGUGGUUGCAAGGGCAGAUGAGAAAUGGGGCGAGUCUCCCUGCGCUUUUGUGACAUUAAAGCCAGGAGUGGAUAAAAGCAAUGGGCAGCGUAUAAUUGAGGAUAUACUAAAGUUCUGCAAAGCCAAGAUGCCUGCUUAUUGGGUUCCAAAAUCAGUUGUGUUUGGAGCCUUACCUAAGACAGCUACUGGGAAGAUACAGAAGCAUAUACUGAGGGCCAAGGCAAAAGAGAUGGGACCUGUAAAGUUGAGUAAGCUAUAAACAUAUUGAAAUGAUCAUGACGAAGAAAGAUGCUAGUUGUUGCAAUUUGUGAUUAGGAUUCUGCAUACUUAUUAGUCAAAGUUGGUAUGUAUAAUAUCAUAGCAGAGGCUUUUAUCUGCGGUUCAAAAGUAGUUUUUUGGAUAAGACCAACGUGUCACUCAUCUAUUUUGAAGUCAAUAAAUCCAUUUUGGCUUCCAUUAUAAAUUUUAGCGUGUAUUUUCCUCCAUUAUGUGACGCAAUUUGAGGUCAGGGAUAAUGUUCAGAUAAAAGUCUUUCAUAUACUCCAAGAUUCAAGUUCAUGAAAAUUGGCUGACAUGUGAUGUAGUCCAGUAUCUCGGCUAUCAUUCAUUAUUGGGUUCGGUUAUGUCAUAUUGAAACGUGCAGAAGUCUGGCUCUAAGUUAUAUUGCUUGGUUUAAAUAGAAUCAUUAUCAAGAUUCAAGCUUACCUUUCGAUAUCCUUAUUAAGCCAAUGAAGCUUCAAGAUAGUUCA